Daucus carota subsp. sativus is the source of this 2639-nucleotide messenger RNA. Its product is annotated as conserved oligomeric Golgi complex subunit 2. The transcript is spliced from 12 exons. Lineage: Eukaryota; Viridiplantae; Streptophyta; Magnoliopsida; Apiales; Apiaceae. The record is from RefSeq and is a predicted model, not a curated record. Bases 61 to 2349 code for a protein of 762 amino acids. Gene Ontology annotation, cellular component: membrane; COG complex. Gene Ontology annotation, biological process: Golgi organization; protein transport; intra-Golgi vesicle-mediated transport.
GAAAAACCAAGUCACAAAAACAGAGCUGCCUAGCCGAGAAAAACACACACACACUCUCCAAUGCCGGAUCUCCACCCCCACUCCCCUCACUCUCCCACUCUCCCCCGCAAAGCCACCGACUUAUUCGGCGACCCGAUCGAAUCCCACCCCAUCUGGUUCAAACAAUCCUCUUUUCUCGACCCGAAUUUCGACCCGGAAUCCUACAUCUCGGAUCUCCGCACCUUCGUCCCCUUCGAAACCCUCCGAUCCGAGCUCCGGGCCCACCUCUCCUCAUUGAAGCACGAAUUGAUCGAUCUCAUCAACCGCGAUUACGCCGAUUUCGUCAAUUUGAGCACCAAGCUCGUCGAUGUCGACGCGUCGGUGGUGCGGAUGCGCGCGCCGCUCAGCGAGCUGAGGGAGAAGAUUGUGGUGUUUAGGGCGGCGGUGGAGGAUUCGUUGGUGGCGUUGAAGAGUGGCUUGCAGCAGCGGGCGGAGGCGCAGGCGGCCAGGGAGGUGUUGGAGCUGUUGCUCGAUACGUUUCACGUUGUUUCGAAGGUUGAAAAAUUAAUUAAGGAGCUUCCUAGUUUGCCUGCUGAUUGGUCCAAUGGAGAUGUAAAUUCAGUAGAAAAGGGUCAUUUGAGCAACGGGAUACCUUUGCAACAUGCAGAAAGUGGAACGAAUCUCAGAGAAACUCAAAGUAUGCUGUUGGAAAGAAUUGCCAGUGAAAUGAAUAGGCUAAAGUUCUACAUGACUCAUGCACAGAACCUACCUUUUAUUCAGAACAUGGAGAGGAGGAUCCAGAGUGCUUGCUUGUUACUGGAUGCAAGUUUGGGUCACUGUUUUGUAGAUGGAUUGGAACACAGGGACGAUAAUGCAAUAUACAAUUGCUUGCGGGCAUAUGCUGCCAUUGAUAAUACUUCUAAUGCAGAAGAAAUAUUUCGCUCAACAAUCGUGGCGCCAGAGGUGAAAAGGAUUAUUGCCCAUAAUUUGUCAGGGCUGAGUGUCGAGACAUCUGGAGAUGAGCUUGAGGCGGAUUACACAAAGAUAAUUCAAUUUAUCGAGGAAAACUGUAAAUUUCUUUUGGAAAUUUCAUCCAGAGAAAAUUCAGGUCUCCAUGUAUUUAGCUUCCUCGCCAAUUCAAUCCUUAAAGAGGUUCUCAUGGAGAUCCAAAAAGUUAAACCAGGGGCCUUUUCUCCUGGAAGACCUGCAGAGUUCCUUAAAAAUUACAAAUCGAGUCUUGAAUUUUUGGCCAAAUUAGAAGGCUAUUGUCCAUCCAGAUAUGCUAUUACCAAAUUCCGAGCUGAGGCUGUCUUUGUUGAUUUUAUGAAGCAAUGGAAUAUUGGGGUGUAUUUCUCUUUGAGGUUUCAGGAAAUAGCUGGAACAUUGGAUUCUGCGCUGAUGUUGGGCAGUCUUGUACCAGUUCAUAACCCAAAUUCUGAGCAAAUGGAAUCUCCUGAGUUGACUUUAAAGCAAAGUGUUUCCCUUUUGGCUUGCCUGAGAACCUGUUGGAGUGAAGAUGUUCUUGUCAUCUCGUGCUCUGACAAGUUUCUUAAAUUAUCCUUGCAACUUGUAUCUAGAUACUCAAAUUGGCUGUCCACAGGACUUGCUGCUCGUAAAUUCCCCAACUCGGGUUCCAACCCUGGUUCUGAAUGGGCUGUAUCUGCUGCCCUUGAUGAUCUUGUUUAUGUAAUACAUGAUGUGAAUUGUUUGGCGGAGGAGGUUUGUGGGAAUUACCUUGACCAUGUACUAGAGCUUCUAAAAUCAUGCUCCCCUGAAGUACUUAACCUUGUAAAGCAGAGCAUAGUACACGGUGGGACUUCUCUAAAGGAUCUAGUACCUCAAGUGAUUAAUUCAAUAACCGAAACGGUGGUGGAAAAGUCUGUGGAUGUCCUAAAACAAUUGAAGGGGAUAACUGCAACGUACAGGAUGACUAAUAAGCCGGCUCCUGUAAGACAUUCUGUAUAUGUUUCGGGGAUCUUGCGUCCGUUGAAGGAUUUUCUGGAUGGUGAAAAAGCUACCACAUACCUAUCAGAUGAAACAAGGAAUGAACUCAUACAUCGUGCAACCUUUGAUAUUACUGGUCGAUAUCAUGGACAAGCUACUGAUCUUGUAAAUCUGGCAAGGAGAACAGAGUCUUCACUGCAAAAGAUACGUCUGGGUGCUCAACAAAGGCGUGGUGGAUUGGGCUCAGAGACCUUAGACAACACUAUUUCAGAAACUGACAAAGUUUGUAUGCAAUUACUUCUCGAUAUCCAGGAAUACGGGCGCAACCUCUCUGCGCUUGGGGUGGACGCGAGAAAGAUACCAGCCUAUUGUGAUUUAUGGAACUGUGUUGCCACUUCAGAGAGACAAAAUGCUAUCACUUUUUAACUUGACCAAUGAAGUGCUAGUCGGUACAGAACACAGAGGAACAGCGGCUUGGACAAACAAAAGUUGGUGUGGCGUAUAUCGGAGUCCAUUAAAUAUUAGUUAAAUAUUUUUUGUAGAUUUUGCUAAAAAGUACCCAAUGUCAUGGAGUUUUCUUCAGUUUUACUUGGUCUUUACAUUAGCGGAGUUGUAGAAAUAGAACAAUCCCUUCAUAUGUUCAUUGUUGAAGUAAAAUAUACGAAAUUUGUACUAAGAAACACUUGAGAAUUGCAAUAAUAGUAUAAAUGCACUUG